Chilo suppressalis (striped riceborer) is the source of this 4101-nucleotide messenger RNA. NCBI's taxonomy places the organism in Eukaryota, Metazoa, Arthropoda, Insecta, Lepidoptera, Crambidae. The record is from the annotation of a GenBank genome assembly.
CCCUUGUGUCGUAAAAGGGUGAGUGAACCGCCUCAUUGUUAUUUAUUGCAUUUGUCUCUAAUAAUACAUUAAUUAGCCAUUUUACUGAUACAUCAAGUGCAAUAACAUAGUUCGCGACAGGCAUGCCGAUGUGAGUAAUAUAGGAAAGGUGUGGCACGUCGCUGGGGCGUUGUUUCGUGGUGCAGUGACAUUAUUAACGUGAAAAAUAUUUUGCCUAUCUCGUAAGAUGACCGAAUAUAAACUGGUGGUGGUAGGCGCCGGAGGCGUCGGUAAAUCUGCAUUGACUAUACAACUUAUACAGAAUCAUUUUGUGGACGAAUACGAUCCCACAAUAGAGGAUUCAUAUAGGAAACAAGUGGUGAUAGAUGGUGAAACGUGCUUGUUAGAUAUAUUGGAUACAGCUGGUCAAGAGGAGUACUCGGCAAUGCGCGACCAGUACAUGCGAACAGGGGAGGGCUUCCUCUUGGUGUUCGCAGUGAACAGUGCGAAGAGCUUCGAGGACAUCGGCUCGUAUCGAGAACAGAUCAAGCGGGUCAAAGACGCAGAGGAGGUGCCCAUGGUGCUGGUGGGCAACAAGUGCGACCUGCAGGCGUGGGCCGUCAACAUGGCGCAAGCGCGCGAGGUGUGGGCGCUCCCCAGGCCGCCUGUAGACCCGACCUCUUCGGUCGCUACCGUGCAAACACAUCCUUCUCUCGUCGGAGAACAGAACUUGCCUCCAUUACUCAACCUCCCUUCUCAAGAAGGGUGCGAGCACAUCGAAGGCAUGCUUGUUGGUGAGCUGCCGUUAGCUUCGGGCCUGUGGCAGGCCUUUUUGGAGUCAGAGUCGCUUGCUUGCGUCGCCGACGAACUGUCCACUCGCUGGCUACUACCCCACGAACAUAUCGGAGCUCCUGUUGGACGUCGAUACCAGUUAAAUGCCGAUUUCGGAGGGAGUCAGCUACCCAGGAACAUAACUGAGCAGGCAGACCGUAUGCCUAAGCUCGUAGAGAAGGCUUUUGUGCCAGACCCUAUCAAAGGCCUUGAUGAUGUCGCGCGAAGUUACGGCGUGCCUUUCGUGGAGACGUCAGCCAAGACGCGCAUGGGCGUCGACGACGCGUUCUACACGCUCGUGCGCGAGAUCCGCAAGGACAAAGACAUGCGCGGCAAGCGCAACCGGAGAGGGAACAAGAUGCCGCGGCGCAGGUUCAAGUGCACGCUCCUCUAGAUUUACUUUAAUGCGUCUGAUUCACAUUUGUCGAUAAUGAAUACCGAGUACCGACCGACCGAAAAUAAGAGGCAGCCUAGUGCUAGUUUUUGAACUUUGUAAGAUAUAAUGGUUUUCACGGUGAAGGAAUUUGUCGUAGCAUGCGACGUUACUCACCAGACGGCGCUUUUCCAAUGGCGCGUUUACCCAAUCGAUUACUUACUUAUUAUAAGGCAAAAACUAAUACUCGGUGAUUAUUUAUGUCGAAGGAGUUCUAAAAACUUUGGCAUAUAAUUGUAAUAAUUAUAUUAUAAAGCGCUCAAGUUUUGGUAAAAGAAAGGGAGGAAUAUAUUUUUCUAAAAAAAUGCCUAUUUAAUAACAGUUGAGGCUAUAUUAGUUAGACAGUAGCACUUCGAAUAUCGCUCUUGUUAAAGUAUAAUAAAGGCUUUGUCAAGGACGAGUCUGCUAUUUCUAUAGACCUAUAAUAUUUAUUAGCACCCAAUAGUAUUCAGGGAAGGUAUUCAUUACCGGUAAGUGAUAUAAUAUUUCUAUGUAUUAAUAAUAUACAGCUAAUGUUAGUUCCGAAGCAGUCCCUUUGGUCGGUAUAUCUCAUCUUAUAAUGCUUGACAGAUGAGAUCGGGAUGGGCUCAUAAGUUGCUAAGAGAUUGAGUUUUAUAAUUAACCUCUGUCACAAGUAUUUUCGGUACUUAAAUACGUCGAAGGAAGUGUGACUGACACACUAGAAUUACCGCAAAUAGUUUAGAUGUGUUUGUGUAUCUCAAUAGUAUUGUUUAUGUACAAAUGUACCUUACAUAAAAAUUAUGUGUGUAUUUUCAUUGGUAGUUAAGUGUUUAUAAAAUGAAAGCCGAAACUCAAUCUCAAACUCUCAAGGUGCUAUUAUAAAUCAUAGUACACUUGCAGUAGAGGAGCCCCGUUUGCCAUAAUAUAAAUUCUUUAUAAAUAUUGGUCAAAUGUCGCGAGGCGUCGUCUUUUCCAGUUUAUUAGUUUUAAGCUUACUACAUUCGAGACUAUACUUUCGUGAAAGAAAUUAAGAAACAAAACCAGAUGCCAAAAAAUUACGUACUCGGUGGAUUUCUUACGUUUACAUUUUGUUUUAAUGACCUAUUUGUAACAAUGGUUGUGCGCAAUACAGUUUACUAUUUCAAGUACUAUUACUAUUGGUUGUUAGUGAUCUGUUUAUUAUUAAAUCCAAACGCUGCAUCAUAUUCACAUGUUACCGAAAUAAAUAGGUAUUGGGGAGAAAUGAUAUACUACAUUUUGCAUACUAAUUAAUAUAUGAGAACAAUUCAUCCGGCUCUGGAGAGUGAACAGUAUGAAGGAAAUUUUUUAAUUAAAAUUUAACGUGUUUUUAAGGCUAUAUUAAAAAAAAUCUUUACACUAACUUCUUAUGAACUUUAUGUUUUGUUAGUGAACCAUCACAUAAAACUCCUCUUCCCAUUGUCCAUGAUGGACGUGUUUAUACACGCACGGUUGUGUAGAGGGCAUAGUUGUCCAUGAUUGGCCAUCAUCGCCUGUAAUCGUGAGUAAGCGGUAAAUUGUCGGUACAUCAAAGGGAUGCGUGCGUGUCAAUGAUUGUGCGCGUUCGAUCGAAUAAACGAUCGGCAAUCACUCGGUUCAUAAAUGGCUGCGGUAUGAUUAGGGCAAGCACUUUUAAUUUUUUUUUUUAUUGUAGUUCUACAAUUUAUUGCGUACUUUUACCAAGUACUUAAUUACAAUUGCGGAACCCAAAUUGAUUCAUGGUGACACAAACUUAUCGAACUGUAUGAAAAUAAACCUGCAAUUUGGUACACAAAUAAUUGAAAUAUACCAAUAAAUCUUAUCAACACUUUUUUAUGGUAUAGAUUUAAAUAAUUAUUAUAGUCAAUAAAUAAAUAAAUAAUUAGCGACAGGCUGCAGCUGCCAGUACCAGUUACCAGUUCGACAUCCAUCUCGGACAGAUGACAAACGUAUAAACGCACUAUUUGUGGACUGCCACACAAUGAUCGUAUCGAUCAUGGCCAAUCUUGUGAUCAUCCAUCAUGGCGGAAAUCUUGUGUUCGCCCAUCAUGGCCAAUGGUGUAGAGGAGCUUUUAAAUACAAUAGAUUAUGAAGCUGACUGUACAUAUCUCUUCCUUUUUCUGUUGAGUUGACGAACUCAACACACAUUUCAGAGUCAUUUGUCGAGAUACCACUUUAUCAGUACUCCACUAAGACCAUUUUAAUUGCGUAUGAAGAUGAUGAAUCACUAUUUUCGUUGAAUAUUAGAAAGUUGCGCGCCUAGCAGGCCCUCAUGGUCUGCAGAUGGUAUCGAAAAAUAUAGUUUGUCCAUCUUUCGUUGCACUGCAUGCUCGAUGAUGGAUGACAAACUAUGGCCUUAGCUUAUCUCCACGUUCCUAGUGAAGAAUAACAAUGUAAAUUACUCAUAUCAAUAAUUGUUGUUGAUCCAUCAGAACGUUGAGUGAGUCAACAAGUGUAUAUUUAUAACGCUAGCUGUAUCAUCCAAAACUUUUUUAGUACCUACCUAGUUUUUCUAUGUAAUAAAUAAUAAAAGGCAAAACUGAAAAAAUCAAUGAUAUCUAAUAUGUUAGGUCUCUACAUGCCUACCUAAAGUUUUCAGAAUGUCAGAAUUUUUAUACCGAAUACUAAAUACAUCUUGCCUACAAACGCUCAGACUUUUAAUCUUAUAUUAUUUUUUUUUAAUUUACAAACAAUACAUGGUACAGGGUGGUUUUGUUGUUUGUGGUCAUACCAACUAUUGCUCUCGCACCGGAUAGUAGCCAUUUGGUAAAAUCCUGUUUAAAACCUUAUAAUAAACAUUAUUUAAUGUCAUUAUUAGUAUGCCACUUAAACUUAUUGGUUGAUAUUUAUGAUGGUACCAUACCGGAAAUUUACUUCCGAAAAGACCGCAUCAUUGAUAU